Molecule: messenger RNA, 219 nt
Organism: Plasmopara halstedii
Lineage: Eukaryota; Oomycota; Peronosporomycetes; Peronosporales; Peronosporaceae
Exons: 4
Coding region: 1-219 (72 amino acids)
Source: RefSeq, a predicted model, not a curated record
AUGCGCGGGGCGUCUGAUGACGCGCAAUCACCCAGCGCAAAUCGAGUAGAACACCCGUCAGCACUUCCGCAGUACCUCGAUCCAGAGGUGAAGUUAGUCUGGUGUCCACAUUUAUUAAUCCUUCAUUUCGUUUGUUUCUUUCGAAGUACAAGUGUCACCUCAGGUAACGCUGCCCGGCAAGACAAAGUAGAAGUGUUGGUUAGCGCAAAGGCUCAUUGA